AGUGUCAAAUGUCCCCCCCCUCCGUCCCGCAUUCCCCGCUUUGUAUUUAUCGACUGAUCGCCGGGUAAUUUGAUUUGAUUAUUUUGUUUGUUUGCGAACGGACAAAUACGACGGUAUAUCCUCUCGAGCGGCGAAAGAGAAACGUCGCUUCAGCGACAAGUGACUUGCAGAAACUAUGAUGAUGUCGGGUUUAUUGCCGCUUUUCCUGGCGCUGGCCGUGACCUGCGCGGCCGGGUUCGUUAGGGUGCCCCUGUACCGCAUGCAGACGGUUCGUCAUGCGCUGAGGGAGGUCGGCACGGAGCUGCACCAGCUGCACCUUCGCUACUCCGUCUCUGGGCCCACGCCCGAGCCGCUCUCCAACUACCUUGAUGCGCAAUACUACGGGCCGAUCACGAUCGGCACGCCGCCGCAGACGUUCAAGGUGGUGUUCGACACCGGCUCCUCCAACCUGUGGGUGCCCUCCAAGAAGUGCCACUUCACUAACAUCGCUUGCAUGCUUCACAACAAAUACGACAGCAGUCGUUCAUCUACCUACCGCCAGAACGGCUCGGACUUCGCCAUCCAGUACGGCUCCGGCAGCCUCUCCGGGUUCCUGUCCACCGACCAGGUCACGCUUGGUGGUAUAACAGUGAGCGACCAGACAUUCGCCGAAGCCCUCUCCGAGCCAGGGCUCGCCUUCGUGGCCGCCAAGUUUGACGGAAUCCUGGGCAUGGCAUUCAGCUCUAUCGCCGUGGACGGAGUUACCCCGGUGUUUGAUAACAUGGUCGCGCAGGGGCUGGUUAAGGACAAGGUGUUCAGCUUCUAUUUGAACAGAGACCCGUCGGCAGCUCAAGGCGGCGAGUUGAUCCUGGGCGGCUCGGACCCGGCGCACUACCGCGGCCAGUUCACGCGCGUGCCGCUCACCUCCGCCACCUACUGGCAGUUCAAGGCCGACGGGAUCAAGGUCAACGGGAAGGGCUUCUGUAGUGACGGUUGCCAAGCGAUCGCCGACACGGGCACUUCCCUCAUCGCCGGCCCCACCAAGGAGGUUCAAGGCAUCAACGAGGCCAUCGGCGCCACGCCCGUCAUGGCCGGCCAGUAUGCAGUGGAUUGUUCGCUGGUGCCAACCCUGCCCAAGAUUACCUUCACGAUUGGCAACACUGACUUCACGUUGGAGGGGAAAGAUUACGUGUUGAAGGUAUCUCAGUUCGGUAAGACGAUCUGUCUGUCGGGCUUCAUGGGUCUGGACAUCCCGCCCCCCCACGGCCCCCUGUGGAUCUUAGGUGAUGUGUUCAUCGGCAAGUUCUACACGGAAUUCGACAUGGGAGCCAAGCAAGUCGGCUUCGCUGACGCUGUGUAGAUUUUUAAGUGUUUUUAUUUUAUACACUUGGCAUAAUAAACUGCGUUCAUUGCUGCGAUGAAAUAUGCAUAAGCACGUAUGAUCAUGGAAAUGCAGUUAAUAUGCCAAGUGUUUAGUUGUUUACUACCGAAGCGAAAAUCAGAGAAAACUAGGAAUAAAAUUUCGCCAAGAAAUCACGUGCGUGUAAAAUGUUCAGAAAAAGAUUAUAUGUGAUGAAAAUCGAGAUUACCAAUAUGGAGAUUUAUCUACAUGCCUACUAUUAGUAAACCCAGUCGUCAUGUAAGCAAUAAAAUUCGAAAAAUAAUAACAAGUCUUUACGAAAAAAAAAAUGUGUAUUCUAAAAUAGGUAGUGAUAAAAUGGUAGGAACUGAUAUGAUUACAUCAAUGGCCUUAUAUGUGUAUAUUUUUGUAUUUUGAGAUGUGAAUUUGUAAAAUUAGACAGUAAAUGAAGUUCCUCCAGCUUUGUCGGCAAUCUUUUAGUUUAGAUAUUUAUAAUCCCCACUAUUAGUGUACCAAUACCAAAAACUAGCCAUGUAUGCCAUGACAGCUUGUAACUUUUAAAUAGUCUUUUUUGUGAUUCAAUAAAGAUAAAUAAAUUUUC
Messenger RNA from Plutella xylostella (diamondback moth), 1940 nucleotides. It is a transcript of the gene CatD, whose product is annotated as cathepsin D. NCBI's taxonomy places the organism in Eukaryota, Metazoa, Arthropoda, Insecta, Lepidoptera, Plutellidae. The record is from RefSeq and is a predicted model, not a curated record. Gene Ontology annotation, cellular component: lysosome. Gene Ontology annotation, biological process: cell death; proteolysis. Gene Ontology annotation, molecular function: aspartic-type endopeptidase activity.